AUGCGGACAGUGCGAACGGCGGUAUUUUGUACGGUUUUUCUGGCUUUGCUGUCCGCUACUAAAGGACAAUUCUUUGGUCCAUGUGGUAUGGGAAUGCUUGGAUGUGGUUACGGAUAUGGCUAUGGCGGUUAUGGAAUGUUCGGUGGCUACGGUAUGUAUGGCGGAUUUGGUCCCGGAUUAGGAGGUUUGGGCAUGGGCUUGGGCUGCUGCGGAUUUGGUGGCUUCUUUGGUUGA
Gongylonema pulchrum is the source of this 234-nucleotide messenger RNA. The record is from the annotation of a GenBank genome assembly. NCBI's taxonomy places the organism in Eukaryota, Metazoa, Nematoda, Chromadorea, Rhabditida, Gongylonematidae.